GGGUCCUCCGCCGCGAGGCCCCCGGCGCCAAGAUGGCCGCGCCCGGCAGGAGCUGAGAGCCAGCGGCAGCUGCCAUGGGCUCCCUGAGCAGAGCAGCUCCGGUGUGGGUGCCCCUGGCCAGGAGGGCCAGUGGGGUGUCCCGAGGUGUCCGGAACCCUGGCCCAGGUCCCCCGCCCGCGGACCCCGAGCCUGCGCUGGAGCUGCUGGGCUGCUCGUACCCACGGGACGGCCUCAGCAACGUGCCCCGCCGGGUGCUGGCGUGCGUAGGCCGGCACCUGCACCUGCAGCCCCACCACCCGCUGUGGCUGCUGAAGGAGCGCGUGAAGGCCCACUUCGACCGGCACCACACGGCCCGCGCCGGGGCCCCUCUCUUCUCCCUGCAUGACAACCUCAGCCCCGUGGUCACGCCCUGGCAGAACUUCGACAGCCUCCUGGUGCCCCCCGACCACCCCAGCCGCCAGCCGGGCCACAGCUACUACCUGAAUUCGGACCACAUGCUGCGUGCCCACACGUCCGCACACCAGUGGGACCUGCUGCGUGCAGGCCUGGAUGCCUUCCUAGUGGCGGGCGACGUGUACCGGCGUGACCAGAUCGACGCCCACCACUACCCUGUCUUCCACCAGCUGGAGGGCGUGCGCCUCUUUUCCCGGCACCAGCUGUUUGCUGGUGUCCAGGAUGGGGAGAGCCUGCGGCUGUUCGAGCAGAGUGUCCGCUCACCCGAGAAGCAGGAGGCACACACCAUGGAGGCCACCAAGCUGGUGGAGUUCGACCUGAAGCAGACGCUCACCCGGCUGAUGGCGGAUCUCUUUGGAGCCGGACUGGACGUCAGGUGGGUGGACUGCUACUUCCCCUUCACGCACCCCUCCUUUGAGAUGGAGAUCAACUUCCAUGGAGAGUGGCUGGAGGUCCUGGGCUGCGGUGUGAUGGAGCAGAAGCUGGUCGAUUCGGCUGGUGCCCAGGACCGGGUCGGCUGGGCUUUCGGCCUGGGGCUGGAGCGGCUGGCCAUGAUCCUCUACGACAUCCCGGACAUCCGCCUCUUCUGGAGCCAGGACGAGCGAUUCCUGAAGCAGUUCCACGUGGCACACAUCGACCAGGCGGUCAAGUUCCAGCCCCUCAGCAAGUACCCGGCCCUGGUCAACGACAUCUCCUUCUGGCUGCCCACGGGGAGCUACUCCGAGAACGACUUCUACGACCUGGUGCGCAGUGUCGGGGGAGACCUCGUGGAGAAGGUGGACCUGAUCGACACGUUCCAGCACCCAAAGACACUCCGGACCAGCCACUGCUACCGGAUCACCUACCGCCACAUGGAGCGGACACUGACGCAGCAGGAGGCCGGCCGUGUGCACCGCGCCCUGCAGGAGGCGGCCGUGCGGGUGCUCGGCGUGCAGGGCCGCUUCUGACCCCCGCCCGCCUGGGCCAGCCUGCACUGCACACCUGGGGGUCC
Molecule: messenger RNA, 1444 nt
Organism: Sorex fumeus (smoky shrew)
Lineage: Eukaryota; Metazoa; Chordata; Mammalia; Eulipotyphla; Soricidae
Gene: FARS2
Product: phenylalanyl-tRNA synthetase 2, mitochondrial
Exons: 7
Coding region: 75-1400 (441 amino acids)
Biological process (GO): phenylalanyl-tRNA aminoacylation
Cellular component (GO): mitochondrion; cytoplasm
Molecular function (GO): phenylalanine-tRNA ligase activity; ATP binding; tRNA binding
Source: RefSeq, a predicted model, not a curated record